Messenger RNA from Leptinotarsa decemlineata (Colorado potato beetle), 1929 nucleotides. RefSeq names its product viral IAP-associated factor (gene viaf). NCBI's taxonomy places the organism in Eukaryota, Metazoa, Arthropoda, Insecta, Coleoptera, Chrysomelidae. Gene Ontology annotation, cellular component: cytoplasm. Gene Ontology annotation, biological process: protein folding. The record is from RefSeq and is a predicted model, not a curated record.
AGUUGUCAGCCUGUCAGUCACUAGUCAAAAGUAUUUUGUAGGUUCUAUUUUUCAAUUGUAGGUUAAAUUUUAGAUAGCUAAUUUUACUCCUUAAGUCUUGGGAGACAAAUACCAGUAUUUGAUACCAGAAUUCGAAGUGCGACUAAAGAAAGCUGUUGAAGAUGCAGGACCCUAAUGCAGAUACUGAAUGGAACGAUAUUCUCCGGGCCAAGGGUAUCAUUCCACCAAAGGAAAAAGAAAUUACUGAGGAUCAGAUUGUAUCUAUGUUAGAAGAAACAAUUGAAAAAAAAACAUCGACCGGAAAAGAUCUAUCCGAGUUGAAUUUGGAUGAGUUGGACGAAUUGGAAGAUUCCGAGGACGAGGCUGUACUGUUGGAAUAUAGAAACAAAAGGAUAGCUGAGUUGAAAGCUUUAGCAGAACGUAGAAAAUUUGGAAGUGUUGGAGAAAUAUCAGCUCAAGAUUAUGUCAAUGAGGUGAAUAAUGCUGGAGAAGGAAUAUGGGUGGUUUUACACUUAUAUAAACAGGGGAUUCCACUUUGUGCCUUAAUAAACGAAUACAUGAAAUAUUUGGCAGUUAAAUAUCCCACAGUGAAAUUUCUUAAAUCAAUUUCUACUACGUGCAUACCCAAUUAUCCCGACAAGAACUUACCAACAAUAUUCGUUUAUUUUGAGGGUGAAUUGAAAAAGCAAUUGGCUGGACCCUUAGAAUUCCGAGGACCAAAUUUAAAACAAGACGAAUUUGAAUACAUCAUUGGUAAAACUGGUGCAAUAAACACAGACAUUAAAGAGGAUCCGAGACCAAAAAUCAAGGAUAAAAUGUUCAGUGAUUUGGCUGAUACUAAUGAUUGGGAGUGAUAAUGGUUUAGAUUUGUGGAAAUAAUUUCCACGCAUGGCUCUGCUUGAAAAUAUUUAACAUAAAUCUCUCUGGAAAAUAUUUCCUAGAAACUGUUCAGAUUAUAGAUUUGAGUGAAUUGCAAGGUGAGGCUGAAUUUUAUCCACUUUCAAAGUAGAUUUUGAUAAGUGACUCAUUGAUGUUGUUGACAUUUAUAAAGUGCCGUUCAGAUGCAUCCAGUGUUUUAGUCAAGAAAUUUUAUACAUAACCAAUCUAAGUACCAGUAGCCAUUCCCUGACAUACUGCAUCAUGUGAACAUUUGGUUUUGACGUAACCAAACUCAAUAACUAUACUCAUUAUGGCUAUUUUUUUAAUUCAAUUUAUUUCUUUUCUUUUUUUUUGAGUGUGAGUAUAGGAUUCGUCAAAAACAUAUAAACAGGCUUUCUACUUCUCGACCUUUUUACAAAAAUAUGUGGAAAUUUUGGGAUUAAUUUUUCAACAUAUGAAAUUUCAUAUAAAAUUAUUUUCAUCGAUUUAAUAUAUGAAUGUGAUUGCUCCUAAUUUGGAUCUACUAUAAAAAUCAAAAUAUCGAGUACAAUGGUACUAGAAGUAGGUACAAAAUAUCAGUUAUUUCAUUAUCAACAGUAUCAACAAAUGAAAUGCUAUAAUAAUAAUAAAUAGCUACAAAUGAAUUAAAAAGUGAAAGCAUUUCUUAUUGUGUAGUGUACUGUAGUGUAGAUUUUCCUUUAGAAAAAUCAUGCUGUUUGUAACAAGAUAGUUAAAUAUUUUACGGUGAAGUGCUAAUGCUUCUCUGAUUCACUUCUUCUGUCACUCGUCUUCUCAUAAACUACUGGAUGUGUCUGAAUUAGUGAUAUAACAAACACAACUCUAUACCUCAAGAUUUGAAAUUGCUCUGGUGGCAAUACAUACUUGCCUAAUCACUGUUUUCAAUCCAAGCAUUUGUUUUAUAUUUUUUUUUAUAUUCAUUUCAUUGAAAUUUCUGGAAUUUAAUUAUCUUAUAACGUAUGUUUCAUUUGUAUUUCCUAACAAAUCACCUACAAGUUAUUAUUAGUUUAAUGAUUUAUUUUUAAUUAUUUA